Molecule: messenger RNA, 910 nt
Organism: Labeo rohita (rohu)
Lineage: Eukaryota; Metazoa; Chordata; Actinopteri; Cypriniformes; Cyprinidae
Gene: cd79b
Product: CD79b molecule, immunoglobulin-associated beta
Exons: 5
Coding region: 117-752 (211 amino acids)
Biological process (GO): B cell receptor signaling pathway; B cell differentiation
Cellular component (GO): B cell receptor complex; external side of plasma membrane
Source: RefSeq, a predicted model, not a curated record
UAUCAUCAUCAGCUUCACGACCUGCACCCUUCACUCUGGUGUAGUUGUCUUUCUUCUGUUCUGUCUGUGAGAUCUUCUACACUUUCUUGUAGAGGUGUAUUUCAGGAUCAAUAAUCAUGCAUUACUUCCUGCUGGGAUCUUCAGUCAUGGCGCUGAUUUACCUCUCAGCUGGAGGAAAUGUCCACGUGUUCCAGAAGCCACGAUUCAUUGGCGUUAAGACCGGUCGGACUGUGAUAAUAUACUGCGUGCCGUCUAACCCUAAUCCAUUUAAUGGGUCGUUUCCUGUAGAGUGGUCCAAAGACCCGACUUUCGAAAAACAACUUCAGGACAGCCACAAAAUAAAGAUAAUGAAGGGGAGUAAUGUUAUGAAUGCAUCCAUUACCUUAAAGAAAGUGGAGACCGAAGACAGUGGCACUUACUUUUGCAGGCUCAAGGGCAGUAAUGGACCAGGAACUGAGCUACAAGUGUCUAGAUACAGUGACCCCCAAAGUAUCUUGAUGAGAUCGCGAGUCAAGGAUGUUAUCAUUUUCAUUCAGGGUUUACUGUUGAUUUUGUGCAUUGUCGUUCCUCUGGUGCAGUAUUACAGACUGGAGAAGAAAGAAGAUGCCAUUUAUGAAGUGCCUGAGGAUGACCAUAUAUAUGAGGGGCUUCAAAUUGAGCAGUGUGGUGGCGCUGAUCUGUAUGAGGACAUCACUGCUUAUGCCCGGGACACAGAUGCAGCAUGGGAAGUCGAGUCCCCAGACCAAGAGUGAGAAAAAACAUCCAUCAGAUUAGCGAUCAGCAGAUAUCAACGCCAGACUCGUGAUUACGUCCAAUCCACUAUGAGUUUGUGCUGGAUAAAUCACAUGUACGCAGACUGAUGUCACUCUGUGUGAAUACAGUAAAUGCUUUUUUUUUUUUUUUUUUUUUU